CCCACUAACAUUGUCCUGAAUUGUUGAGGAAACCGAAACAAAUUAAGCAAUAGGAGAUUAAUGUGCGAUAAGCGGAUCAGUUUAUAAUUUUAUAUAGAUAGAGCGACUGAUCCGUAGUCCCUGCUGAAGAAAGAAACCCCAGCUCUUUCCCUUCCCCGAAUCCAAAAUUCCCUAACGAAUAAAACGGGAAGAAGGAAACCGCGCGCGCCGACCAGCCCUCCGACCUAAUUCCCCCCGGCGUCGCUUCCUCUCCCCGGCCGCCACAUCUCGUCCUCCACUCCUCCUCCUCCUCCUCCGUCAUCGACCCUGCUCCGCCGCGCCGAGGUGAGAAGAGGACUAGUAGUAGUCAUGGGACAAUUGCUAACGUGUCUUUAUUCCUUUUCCUUUAAAUAAUAUUAUGAACCCUAGAUAUUCCGUUUAAUAUUUGUAUUUAUAGUAUUUUAUGCAUUUGAAGCUUCGGUUCGCUUCAUUUUUUAAUGGCUUCCCGUAUAUAGAACUAAGUAAUGAUGUACUAUGAGACUAUCAAGUUUAUAGACGAAGUAAAAUAUUCGUUUUUAACUUUCUACGAACCCAGAAUGGGACGCGCUUCAAAGAACAAGAAGAGACAUUCUCCUUGCGCAGACAGAAUCAGCACCCUGCCGGACGACAUCAGAAAGCACAUCCUGACCAAGUUACCACUCCGCGACGCGGCCAAGGCCAGCGUCCUCUCAACCAAAUGGCGGCACCUGUGGGCCAAAAUGCCGUCGCUCGUCUUCGACGAAACCUUCCUUCCAAUCAACACCCGGAAAGCAUCACAGCUCAUGUCCAAACUCUGCACCGUCCUCCUGCUCCACCACGGGCCGCUGCGUGAGCUCACGCUCUCGCAGCUCCCCGCGCCGAGGAGCCACCCGAAUCUAGUCGAAUCGAUCCUCAUGUUCCUUGAGAAAGAAGGCACGGUCGAUAGCUUGACCGUCACGUUAGGGCAACAACAACAUGGUACCACGACGACGACGGAGGGCGAAGAAGAUCGCUACCUGCUGCCGAAGCGUCUGUUCUCCACGUUCUUCUCGUCGCGGCUCAAGACCCUGCGGCUGAGCUGCUGCGACGUCGUGUGGUCGUCUCCUUGUUUCGAGGGUUUCGGCGUGCUUCACGUUCUCGAGCUGAGGAACGUGGUGUUCGUGAAGGAGGAGUCUUCUUCUUCUUCUGCGUGGAGAUUUAGGUGUCCGUUGCUUUCAUCUUUGACAUUGGUUGAUUGUGGUGGGAAGGUUUUCGAGGAGCCUGAUUUUGUGAUCGAAGCGACGAAACUCGGUCGUUUUGAGCUUGAUGGGAAGUUCAGCUCUCUCCAUCUGAAGGAUACUCCAGUUCUCAGAACUGCGAUCCUCCGUAAGCAAUUCUUUUCCGAUGGAGAUGAGAAGGAGGUGGAGGAGGAUCCGUCAAAGCUGUGGGACGGCCUUGCGGCGGUGGAGUCGCUCUAUGCGUCCGGUGAUCUUUAUCGGUACUUGGCGGGAGGUAACAAAGAGACCAUAAGUCUUGGCCGGCAGCUGGAGAUGCUAACUCAGUUGACAUUGGAUGGAGUUUGCCUGAGCAGACGCAGCGACGUCUGGUCUGCUCUUUGCUUGAUCACGAAAUCACCAAAUCUUCGACGACUUUCAAUCUCGAUGGAGCUCAAGAGGAGGCUGAUUCACGAUAGCAUAAAGUCAGCACAACUAGGGAGACUACUUAACGGCGAACCAAAGGUUCAUCCGCUUAAAACGGCGGAAGUGAAGAGCUUCCAUGGUACAAAGCACGAGAUGGUUUUUGUGAGAUGGCUGUUGAGCUCCUCGCCGGCGCUCGAGACGAUGGAAAUCGAGCUUUCGUCGGCGGGGCUAUCAGCGGACGAUAAGGAAUCGAUUCUGGCGGAGCUGAACGAAUUUGGAAGACCCUCUGCCACAACAAAAGUUGUGAUCAAACAAAGACACUCUAGCUUGACGAAGAACUGGGGAUUUAGAACACUCUGAUGCGUGAUUGAAUAUCGAAUUGGCCCAGGCUGUGGGGUUUAAGAAUUACUCAGCUGAUAAACCCCACCAAAUUCCAUCUUUCUACUUAGCUCCUUCUAGAGUCCUUAAUAGAAAUUAUUCUCAUUUGAAUCUAAGUCUUUAUUACAAAUAGCGGAGGCAAGCGAUCUUGUAGAUCUUGAAAUAUAUGUCUGCGGAUCAUCGAAGCCUAUUAUUUUUUACCCUAACUGUAAGAUGACUGUAAUCUGUUAGUCGAUUAAUCUUUUAACUAUCGGUAACUAAUUAGCUAAAUUUGGCUAUUGGUAAUUGAGCGUUUACUAUUUGAUGGGUUAUUGUUUACACAAUUAACUUGAUAACCGUUU
This is a messenger RNA of Linum trigynum, 2335 nucleotides long. The record is from the annotation of a GenBank genome assembly. Lineage: Eukaryota; Viridiplantae; Streptophyta; Magnoliopsida; Malpighiales; Linaceae.